Molecule: messenger RNA, 1251 nt
Organism: Pelagomonas calceolata
Lineage: Eukaryota; Pelagophyceae; Pelagomonadales; Pelagomonadaceae
Source: the annotation of a GenBank genome assembly
CAAGCGCCACAGGAUAACACGGGCCAGCAGCUGCCUUUUCCCCGCCACGUCGGCUGCCCGACGGCAGCCGGAGCCAUGCCCGCCCCGAAGCUGAGCGCGGCGGACGCCCAGUCCGACGACGACGAGGUGCCCUGGGUGCCCGAGGAUUCGUGUCGGCAGCAGCUCGACGAGUUCUGGAGCAGAGACGCCUUUGGGCUGCGGAAGUACCAGGUGAACUGCCACCCCGUCGAGCCGUUUUCGGAGAAGGACCCGCUCGAGGCAAGGCAGCUCCUGGCGAAGGUGAUGAAGCCGGAGAAGGGCUGGGGCAUCGAGCGGCGACGGGAGCGCAAGAGUCAUUAUCACGACGACGUCUUCGAUAGUGUGAAGCGAUAUGAAAAGUCGUCGCCGUACUGUUUGGCAACGUGCCCGGUCACGGGCCUGACUGGUUUGCAUGCGGCGUGUUUGAACGGCUAUUUGAGCCUGAUCAAGGCCUUCAUCGAGCUGGGCAAGCAGAAUCCAUUAGAUGUGGCGGAGCCGUUGUGUGUGUACUUCGAUGGACUUACCGAGAAAUCAAGAGGAGCUGAUGCUUUAUGGUUGUGUCGGAGGCGGGGCCACAAGGACUGCGUGGACUACCUCAUGUCGAUAGAUGCGGUCAUAAAAAGUGUGGGCCAGGUCAUGCAGUCGGGCCAGGCGGGCCGCGACGCGCGCGCGAAGGCCGAAGCCCUAAGGCGUAGAAGGUUCAUGGAGCAGGCCGACGGCAUGGGUAAGCGCGUGGAAAUCAGGAGGGACGAGGAGCGCCAGCGAGGUCUGAAAAUUAAAAUAGGGAGCCGCGUGAAGAUGGCGAAGACCGGCGCCCCAGCGACGGUGCGCUACGUGGGCCCCGUCGACUACGCGUCGGGGACCUUCGUGGGCCUGGAGUUCGACCCCCCGGACGUCGGCGGACCGGUCUACGGCAAGCACUCGGGCAUCGUCCGUGGGAGGGAGUACUUCGACUGCCCCCCGGGCAUGGGGGUCAUGGUCCAGCCGUCGGAAGUCGUGUCCGAGGAUUUACCUUCACUAAAGCCGCUGCCGCGGGCCCAGACGGCGGAGAUAUCGUAUCUGUGCGACAAGAAGGGGCUCAAGCCUGUGGCCAAGAAGGUAGAGGAGCCUCUGUCAACUGUGACACGGGAAACGACGGAGGUGGAAAAGUUAUCUGAUAGGCAGCGGGCGUCCUUCGAGCGCUUCAAGGAGGAGGAGGAGGCGCGGCGGCGGGCGUCGCUCGGGAAGGACUGA